Messenger RNA from Apus apus (common swift), 1131 nucleotides. It is a transcript of the gene TUFT1, whose product is annotated as tuftelin 1. The transcript is spliced from 11 exons. Lineage: Eukaryota; Metazoa; Chordata; Aves; Apodiformes; Apodidae. Gene Ontology annotation, biological process: intracellular signal transduction. The coding region runs from base 1 to 1131 and encodes 376 amino acids. Gene Ontology annotation, cellular component: intracellular anatomical structure; I band. The record is from RefSeq and is a predicted model, not a curated record.
AUGACCGGGCGCAGCGGCUGGUGCGCGGUGCUGGACCUGCGGCCCCACGGCGAGAGCCCGGAGAGCGUGCAGGUGCUGCGGCUGACGCUGCCGAAUGACCUCCCGGGCGAGCGGCGCGAGCAGGCGAAGCAGAAGCCGGUGGGAAAAGCUUUUGCCAUGGUGGCCAACAGAGCCAGCAACGGGCACUCCCUGGCCUCUGAGUGCAUCAAAUCCAACGACGGUGAUGAGGAGAUCAUCAAGGUUUAUCUCAAGGCACGGGCUGAGGGCAGCAUGAACCACGAGGAGAACGUCAACCAGCUCAAGAGUGAAGUUCGUUACAUCCAAGAGGCUAGAAGUUCUUUGAAGAAGCUGCGGGAAGACUUAAGUAGUAGACUUGAGAACAGAGAAGGAGAUAAACAGCACGCACAGGUCGAGCUGGAGACGCAGAACGGGAACUGGUUGUGCCCUGAGAGGCUGCGCCCCGAGUCCUGGGAGGAGGAGCAGGAGGACGAGUGCUCCGGGGAGGACGUGGAGAAGAUCCGACAGACGGCGAAGAGGCUGUUCAUGAAGCUGCAGGAGGCUGAGAAGCGGCACCAGUUGGAAAGGAAAGCUUUUGAGCGCACGGUGUCCCGGUACCAGCAGGAAGCGGAGCAGACGGGCAGCGCCCUGCGCCGGGCAGAGAGGAGCACCCUGGAGAAGGAGCUGCAGGUGGACGAGCUGCAGAGGCUCCUGGCAGGGAUGGAGAAGGAGCACCGGGCUCUGCUGGUGAAGAUGAAAGAGGGCGAAGCGGAGCUGGCGCGGCUGCGGAGCGUGGAGGGUGACAAGCUGGCCCAACAGGACCGGUCAGCCCAGCUGGAGAAGGAGGUGGCCACGCUGCGGGAGAAGAUCCACCACCUGGAUGACAUGCUGAAGAGCCAGCAGCGCAAAGUGCGGCAGAUGAUCGAGCAGCUCCAGAACUCCAAAACCGUGAUCCAGGCCAAAGACGCCGUGAUCCAGGAGCUCAAGGAGAGAGUCGCUUACUUGGAGGCUGAGGUGGGUUUUGGGGGAGGGGCUGUCUCGGGGGGGUCCCCAGGGUCUGAGCACCCCCUCCCCACUGUGACCAGCUGCACAGUCCUGCAGCUCCCUCGUGGUGACGAGCUCUGCUCUGGGUGA